Molecule: messenger RNA, 639 nt
Organism: Meloidogyne enterolobii
Lineage: Eukaryota; Metazoa; Nematoda; Chromadorea; Rhabditida; Meloidogynidae
Source: the annotation of a GenBank genome assembly
AAAAAAAUGAGUUUGGAAAAUAAAAUAAUUAAUGCUAGUACAUCAACAACUACAGAAACAAUAGAAUCUCUGUCUGUAGAGGAAAGAAUGAAAAGAAGAAAUAUUUUGAAGGCUUUAGUUUUGGAAAAUGUAGAGAAUUAUUUGACAGAAAAGAAGAAAACUUUGGAUGACGUUCAAGAAGAUGAACGAGAUAAUUUUCGUCGUUAUAAAUUAUUGGAGACUUCUGCUCUUCAACAAAAAACAAAAAUUGAUGAGAGUAUUCUUGAUUACCAAAAAAGUAUUGACUCGUUGAAAAUGUUGGUUGAACAAAAGACAAAAAAGGCCAAUUCUGUUCUAGUAACUUACAAAUUGGAUGAAAAUCUUUUUUCGGAUGCUGUUGUUGAGGAAAUGGAUAGAGUUUGUAUUUGGUUGGGAGCAAAUGUCAUGGUUGAAUAUAAAUUGGAAGAAGCUCAAGAAUUAUUAACGAAACAUUUGGCAAAUAUUGAACAAACUAAUGGAGAAACAGAAGAGGAAUUGGACUUUUUACGUGAUCAGAUUACAACAACAGAAGUAAAUCUAGCCAAUUUAUAUAAUUAUGGUGUUCUUUUACGAAAAAAAUCUGAUGGAAAAUAUUUGACACAACAAAAUUCAACACAUUAA